Monascus purpureus is the source of this 433-nucleotide messenger RNA. The record is from the annotation of a GenBank genome assembly. Lineage: Eukaryota; Fungi; Ascomycota; Eurotiomycetes; Eurotiales; Aspergillaceae.
GACGACCGUCGCAUACGUUGAACACUCCCUGCUCCUAUACUCAAGAUGAACCCCGCUACUGCUGUCCGGGCCAGAAUGGCCGCCAACCUCGUUGCUCGCCGUGGUUUCUCCACCACUCGCGCUCAGCUCUCUUCCCCGUACCACUAUGCCGAGGGUCCUCGCUCCAACAUUCCCUUCAACCCUCUGACCAAGUACUUCUUCUGGAGAUACUGGGCCUUCAUGACCGUCGGCUUCUUUGCUCCCUUCGGCAUUGCUGUCUGGCAAACUUACAAGACCCGCUAAACAUUUCUUGGGAGAGAUCCUUGCACGACGGCAACAUCGGAAGGUGGGAAUAUAGUCAAUACAUUGUGCUUUGUGGGAGCGUCGGUGUAUUAUGUACAGAGAGAAAGCAAAUUACUGAAGGCCAUUUUGGCCAAAUUCGGCGUACUGCGGC